This is a messenger RNA of Nematostella vectensis (starlet sea anemone), 4035 nucleotides long. RefSeq names its product opsin-VA. Gene Ontology annotation, biological process: G protein-coupled receptor signaling pathway. Gene Ontology annotation, molecular function: G protein-coupled receptor activity. The coding region runs from base 1006 to 1995 and encodes 329 amino acids. The transcript is spliced from 3 exons. The record is from RefSeq and is a predicted model, not a curated record. Gene Ontology annotation, cellular component: membrane. NCBI's taxonomy places the organism in Eukaryota, Metazoa, Cnidaria, Anthozoa, Actiniaria, Edwardsiidae.
UUGUUCGCUUGAGAGCAUACAAUCCUCCAUACAUUCUCUGUAAUUUCAUUGAAAUCGGGCAUAAAAGUAGUCGUUUAAAAGGUAGAACUGUUCGCCGCAUCACAGGUGCAGGACUCGAAAUUGGUAAAUCGACUAUCCUCCCAUCAAAUUGGCCAAUAAAAUAGGCAGUAGCGCCUUCCAAUCUUGUUCCCCAAGAUAUAACAUUUUAUGUAGUUAUGCCUAGUUCAGUAACCAUUAUUGUUGUCUUUAAGAUACAGACUGAAGCAAGGAAAACGGUGCGCUCCGCAAGAACAACUUCUCUCCGUUCGUCCGUUCUCCAUUUUGUUUUUAAACGGCUCCACGGCUUUAUUCUGGGAUAGACACAGGGGAAUCAUAAAGUCUUUCUAAAAUAAAUUUUUAUUUUAUUUGCGCAUAUAUAUAUUUUUUCAACCUCAGCAAGACUGCCGCACUUCCAUUAUCAUUGGACGUAUCAAAUCAGAGAUGCCCCUUGCAUGUUUAAAUACCGCUAAUACUACUUUUAUUUGGAAUUUUAGUUAACCUGAUUAAAAACUUCUAGUGUAACAACAAAAGGGAAGCCCCUGUGCUGGCCGGAAUCUCGUUUGUAUUUGUGAUACCGCUGUUAUUCCUCGCUGUUAUUCCUAGCAAAAUGUGAGCCCAGAGAAACCGCUGGCUAAUGUCCCUUAUUUCUGGGAAUGGUACUACCAUGUUUUCCCAACUUGAUCGCUGACAGUCUUGUCCUAUAAAAGCUCACGCCGGCAAGACGAAGCUUAACACGGAGCUUGGUAGCAGGUAUUCCCAGGAUCUUGUUUGGAGACCAUAGAGACUGAUCCACACCGCCAGGAGAUGAUAAUCUGAUAACAUUGAGUGGACUAAGCCCGUAAUAGAGGGCAAAGUAUCCAAAAAGGGCGAGAGCAAAAACUCUCGUGGCCGCCAUAACCGGCGCCUGCUCAAAGUGAGUUGUCGUGACGCAAAUAGUUCAAGGUCGUGACCGAAAGGCCUCCCGCCAUGGCUGACGAACACCAAGAUGUUGGUACAGCAUAUUGGGUCACGAUGACUGUGAUCCUGACCCUGGGAGUUAUCGUGAAUAUUGCAGCGCUAUGGAUAUGUUUUCGGCCCGAGAACCGCAAAAAAGAAAUAACACCGCUGAUAGCUAACAUCGCGGUCGCAGACCUGAUUCUAAUAACCUGCGGUCACACUUCUACACAUCUGCGCGGCGCAGCCUUACAAAGGAACGAACCGCCGUGCAUGUGGAUUGCGAUUCUCAACGGGAUUGUUGGCAUAGUGACAAUAGUUACCAUGGCAUCGAUCAAUAUACUUCUUCUCCGUAAAAUGCAGUCUGUCGUAAUGGUGAAUCUGCCUGCCUGCCGCAUGGCCGCGCUCAUAGCUUGUAUCUGGGGGUACUCUAUAAGCGUCAUGUCCACACCCCUCUUAGGGUGGGGAAGCUUUUAUCCUGGUAAAUCAAGUGCUAACUGCGAGCCCGAGUGGACGUCACGUGGCCUCGGGGAUAUUUCCUACAAUGUGACCCUUCUUGUUACGGCCUUUGUCUUCCCGAUGGCAGUCAUCAUCUACACAUUCUAUCGGAUUAAAAGGCGACUGCGUAACGAGAUCCCCACGGCAUUCCCUCAAGGAAGACGGCGCAUGUACACCACCCUGUCACGCAUGAUGGUCGGGGUCACGGUCGCCUUUACACUCAGCUGGUCUCCUUAUGCCAUCCUGUCAGUUAUCUCCAUGGUGACAGGACGCCCAAUCAUUCACGUCGUCCCCUCCCUGAUGGCUAAGUCUUCAGUGAUGUACACUCCCAUCGUGUACAUCGCCUUUAGCAGAAGUUUUAGGUCCGCGGUGAAUGCAUUGUACUCAUUGUUGACAAGAACCAAAAUGCGUCCUAUCGUCAUCAAAAGUCCAGCUGUGAUCUACAGAGUCCGUGAGGCCAAAAUCGAGUACGUCUCGCAUGUCUCUAAUCCCUUAGUGUUACCCGCGCACGCUUCACGGGAUUGAGAGUCGAUCGGGAGCACGUAGGGAAAAGUUGGAUCGCACAGAAAUAGAAGUAGUUGAUGCACGUUGAGAGGAAUAGAAAUAGGUCGCUCAAAGUUAGAAAUAUCCAUCCUCAAACACCUGAACUGGUUUUCGCAUGAGAGAUAACAAUGGAUUGCUCACAUGUAACGAGAGAUGGCAAACGAUUUCGCACUUGCGUGAGAAAUAGCACCAAUUUGCGCACACGAAGGAGAGGACUACAUUGGAGUGCACUGACGCACGAAGUAAUAGCAACAGAUUGCGCACACAAAAGGAGGGAUUGCACAGGAUUGAGCAGACUUGGGGAGUAUGGCAACAGACUGCGCACACAAAGCAAGAAAAUCCAAUAUAUUGUGCACUCCUCGUAGGGAGAAAUUGCAAUAUACCCCGCUACCCCUACAUUGCUAAGAAAACAUCUGGGACCACAUUGGCAAAAAAAAUUGUAUUCAAAAUUCAAACGCCAUUGUGAACAGACAAGCAACAAGCCGAGACCGUAUGGGUCGUCGUAUAACUUUUAAUCUAACAGCUCAUUUGCAAGGCAACUCGGAAAAAAAACAUUCUCGACUUUCUGAAAAGCUCCACUGCUCUGGCACUAGCUUCCGCAUUCUCAAAUUUCCGAACAGUUUUUUACGUCAUUGUUUGGUGGGAAUCGGUUAACAGGCAGGACGCAUAUCUAUGUGCUGCUCUGAAGUCUUGCAUUCAUUCUUAUGUUAACUGCAAUCUUUGUCCACAUUGCGGUCGUCGCUUUGCCGUUGUAAUGAUAGUGUUGCUAGGGGUGCCCUUGUACAGCGAUCGCCUGAGGUACUCACUCUAUGUCUUCUACGCAAUAUCUUCCUAACCUCUUUUCUAAACUCCUCACUCGAGGCACUGUACAAAAUGGGGUUGAUAGCACUUGCUGAUAUAAACAUAUAGGAAGCAACCACGUAGAAAGGCUGCGAGAACUGAUCGUGAAUAGCCUUCAUAAUUGAUACGGUCGAAAACGGAGUCACUCGAAGCGUGAACACAGCUACAAGGAAAAAUAACGUCCGUGUACUUUUUAUCUCUUGAGCCUGAACUUGUGAAUCUGCCACUAGAAGGUUGUGUUUGCGGAUGUGUCGCCAGAUUUUGAAGUAACAAACGCAAGUGAUAUUCCAUGGAAGGAACAUGAAAACAGUGGACAUCGUUCCAUAAUGAUAAUAGAUCAACUUAUUGUGGUCAAGCGUACAAGUGAAUAACCCUGGAUGGAACUUGAACUGUAAUGUAAUCAUGAAAGAAGUGACUCCCAAAAGAGUGAAGAAUAAGGAUACGCCGACUUUUUGUACAAAUUCUGUCGCACCACCUUGCAGUAUCGGCUCGCCGCUAUCAAAGCAAACAGGAACACACUUUCUAUUCCGUAACUAUAAAUAAUAAAACCUAUAACCUGGCAAGUAAUGGGGCCAAAAUUCCAUGCCCCGGAAAUGGCUACAUAGGAGAUGAAACUGAAUGCUAACAAGACUACAAUUAUUUCUAUGAAAGCUAAGCUGAAGAUGUAGAUAUUUGAGGGUGUCUGAAGACGUCUGUUCCUUGCUGCGAAUAGCACAACAACAUUUCCCACAAGUGCUAUCAAGUUUAUACUGAAAGACACCACGCUUUCUAUUAUAACUGUUGUCUUAUCUCUGUUCUGAAGCUUUUGAAACAUCAGUUUUUCCAUGACUAAGGGUGAAAGCUCGAUAGAUAGAAAGCUUUGUAUAUAAGCGGACACAGGUGUUAUGGCACGCCUCGCUAAUUUCCAUGGUAUUUAAAUUAAUAAUAGUGGAAGUGAAAUUGGUUUUUCGUUAGAAUAAUAGCGGUGUCUUUUCUAUAGCGGUGUCUAUCCUGCGCCAAUUAUUACGUUGCCAUUUUUACAAUACGUCGUGUUUGACCUCUAAGAGCGAUAUCGCAAAUAAGACAGAAGCAGUUUGCUAAAAAAUUGCUGCCAUAGCCACUUAGAAAUUAAAAGCCCUUGCGAAAAAAAAUGAUAUGUUGCGAAAAAAGAAUAAAAAAAAUUGUAAGAACUCUGCAAGUGCA